This is a messenger RNA of Lymnaea stagnalis (great pond snail), 1576 nucleotides long. The record is from the annotation of a GenBank genome assembly. NCBI's taxonomy places the organism in Eukaryota, Metazoa, Mollusca, Gastropoda, Lymnaeidae.
CCUCCAAAAGAUAACACAGCUUUUGCAGUUAAAGAUGAUGAAACUUUCUCAGUAUUUGCUAAGGUAAGUUAUAAUUCUGUACUUUUUCUUAUAUUUUCAUGGAAUGUGUUUUUUUAAAUUUCAUUGGAAACUGACAAAUAAGGUAACUUGCAGCAAAAAAAAAAUACGUUUCAGCUGUAAAAAUAGUUCUUUUGAUGUGUUAUGAUUUGUGACUUCUUAAAAGAUUUUCAUAUCACAAUUCGUAAUAGGAUUAUGUUUAUUAAAUUUCUAAGUGGGCAAAAUGUUAUAUAAAAAUAAGAAAAUUUUUAUUAGCAUCAUUAAUAGCAAUUUCCAGGCUUUAUUUAAUAAAUACACAAUCAAAAUUGAUAACUUUCAACCAUAAACAUUUCAGGGACGUGACUAUGAGCCUGUUUAUGUUACACAUGAAUGCACAGAGCAAGAAAAAGAUACUCUCAACACUUAUGAAAGCUGUGACUACUUGCCAAAUCACAGCCAUAUAUUUAAAACUGGAUUAAGAGGCAGAAUAUCUCUGAGUAAGUAAUAUUUGAAUUUUGUGCAUUUUGUUUCCUUGUAAGAGCUAAUUUUUAAAAAAUAUAAUGCUUUCAAAAUACAGAACAAAACAUACACUAUGAAAAAAUGUUACAAUUUUAUUUGACACAAUUUAAUAGGAGACAUUUUGUUACUUAGUUCUUAAGAUAAAAUUUAGGAGUAUUUUUAAUAGGUAAGGGUUUUAUAAGUUAAAUUUUUUUUUUAAAAGUAGAUGCAUAUAAUUCACUCACCUGUACAGUGGAGAUUGUUGUCUCAUUUUAUUGUAACCCGUUCUCUAGAUAAGCCCUCUGAGAAGGUCCUUAAUAUGUAUUGCAUCAUUUUCUUCUUAUUGUGAUAAUGCUUUCUACAAUGUAUUGAUUGAGUACUAUGUUAAAUUAAUUUUUAAACUGUGAUUUAGUCUUGAAACACAUCGAUGGGUUAUGAUUGGCCUGAUUGGAUUUGUCAUUGGAGUUGUCUCAUUUUUUCUCCAUCAACUUAUUGAAAGAAUUGAUCAUCUUAAGUGGAGGAUCACUAAAGAUUUGCUCAAAGUAAAUUCCAGAGCUGAAAUAAAUAAUAAAUCAAUUCUUGUGUAAUGUUACAUAUAUAAAAUUACUUUUGUUUUUGCUUUGAAUUUAAAUUGAAGUGCCUGCCAUUCUUUUCAGUUACAUAAUGACACACGUUUUUUUUGUCGCUAAACAAACUCUUUAUAUCAACCGUUUAUUUGAAAUUUAUCUGUACCAUUUGUUUCGUUACAAAUUAUUCUUUAUUAUUUUCUGAUUUUAUGGAAACUUAUAUUUUUACUUUAUUCCAUCUUUUAGUGUCACCAUUAUUUACUAGAAUCCCUCACAAACCACAUUUCUUUAUUGAGCUUCUUUUUUAAAAGAAAACUUUAUAAAUUAAUUACACUCAAGCCUAUGUUUAUAUAUACAGUAAUCAAAAGUUAAUAGAAAUGACAUUCCUCUCAUUAAUGUGAACAUUUCAUUGCCUUUUACAGGAUGAAAGAAUCUGGGAAGAAUGGUUGUUUUGUGCAGGAUACAGUAUGCUGUUU